Molecule: messenger RNA, 726 nt
Organism: Verruconis gallopava
Lineage: Eukaryota; Fungi; Ascomycota; Dothideomycetes; Venturiales; Sympoventuriaceae
Exons: 5
Coding region: 1-726 (241 amino acids)
Biological process (GO): fatty acid beta-oxidation
Cellular component (GO): peroxisome
Molecular function (GO): delta(3)-delta(2)-enoyl-CoA isomerase activity; enoyl-CoA hydratase activity
Source: RefSeq, a predicted model, not a curated record
AUGGCGUCACCGAACUUGUCAAUCGACUGCCAUGAUGGCAACAUUUAUAUAAUUACAAUGAAGAAGGCACCCGAGAACAGAAUAAACGUCAAGUUUGCUCAAGAGUUGAUUCAAGCAUUGAGAUCGAUUGAGCAAGCACUAGGCAAGGACGCCGAGGGCGCAGUCAUUAUCAAAGGGAACGACGAGAAAUUUUGGUGCACCGGCCUCGAACUUGAUGAAUCGGAUACAAAUCCACAUGCAAACAGCGAUGGCUUUUUUCCACUUCUUGCAACACUUCUUGAUUAUCCAUUCCCAACCAUUGCUUUAAUCACAGGUCACACCUUUGGAGGAGCUUGUCCGUUUGCUCUUUCACAUGAUUACAGGAUUAUGAAUUCAAAAAGAGGGUUUUGGAGUAUGCCACCUGUAAACCUUGGGCUUCACUUUGAUGGCAUCGGAACACUCCCACGACUCAAGCUACAACCUCAAGUUGCGCGAAAGAUGCUCUUGGAAGCCCAUCGAUGGACGGGUAAAGAAGCGCUUGUAGAUGGCAUUGUUGACGAAGUUGCAGAUCCUGAGGUCAUGCUGGAUAGAGCACUAGAGCUUGCUAGAAAGGUGCGCUCGAAGUCGAAAAUGGGCGUAUACGCAUUAUUAAGAAACGAGUUGUGGGGCGAGGCUGCGGCUAAACUUAGAGCGAUUAGCUACGUGCAUGGCAGGAUGACUUCAUCUCCUGCCAAGGCAAAGAUAUGA